Molecule: messenger RNA, 2327 nt
Organism: Monosiga brevicollis MX1
Lineage: Eukaryota; Choanoflagellata; Craspedida; Salpingoecidae
Exons: 7
Coding region: 1-2070 (689 amino acids)
Biological process (GO): regulation of gene expression
Cellular component (GO): cytoplasm; nucleus
Molecular function (GO): mRNA binding
Source: RefSeq, a predicted model, not a curated record
AUGAGUGACGCCGAUACGGGUGAGCCACCGGCAAAGAAGAACUUUGCCGAUGCUUUGGCCAAAGCCAAGGCCAUCGCCGAGAAAAUCAAGGGCAAGCGACAGAGUGUCGAUGGCGCUCCCACUGGCAUGGGCAUGGGCAUGGGCAUGGGCGUGGGCAUGGGCGUGGGCAUGGGCAUGGCACCCGUCUCUGCCAUGGCUGUUGGUGGUGUGGCUGCACCUCCCGCCAUUCACCACGUUGUCUGGAACGAGCCACUGGAGCUGAAGGACGUGGAUGCCAGCAGCAUUGUGACCGUGGAGAUGACCGUCCCGGGUGCCCACGUGGGGCGCAUCAUUGGUCGUGGCGGUGAGACCAUCAAUCGCCUUCAAAACCAGUCUGGAAGCCGCAUCCAGGUGGCUCAGGAUUUGGGUCAGCCUAUGCGCCCUUGCACGUUGACUGGUGUUCCUGAUUCGGUUCAACGAGCCAAGGUGCUGAUUGAAGAGAUUGUACGAGAGCACAUGCAACCGUUUGGACCAGGCGCCGGCGGUCCCGGCGGCAACGCCAGUGGGCCCACCACCGCCUCCCUCAUGGCGAGUGCCUAUGGCACGGCACCCGAUGGUGAUGGUGCUGACCCAAAUGCCAACGCUGAAACUGAGACCAUGAUGGUUCCAGCUGAGCGCGCUGGCUUUCUCAUUGGUCGCGGCGGUGAAACCAUCAACAUGAUCCAGACACGCAGUGGUGCGCGUCUCAAAAUGGUCCAGGAAGACCCUCACGCUGCUGAGCGGCUAUUGUACAUGAUGGGCGACGCCGAGGCCAUUAAGCGCGCGCGCGAGUUGGUGGCAGACCUGCUUGCCGAAAAGCCUUCCGCUCCCCAAGAAGCGCCUCCCAUGCCCACAAGCUACGAUGAGAAUAACCGUCACCUUCGGCUCAAGAUUGAGGUACCUGGCGUGGCAGCAGGCCGUGUGAUUGGGCGCGGUGGUGAGACCAUUCGCCGUAUCGAGGCGGACACGGGCUGCCGCAUCCAGUUUGAUCAAGCUGAUGGUGUGGGUCUUGGACCGAACGACGCACGAAUUGCCACUCUGACGGGCAAUCAGGACGCAAUUGAAGCGGCCGAGCAGGCUAUUGUUGGUAUCAUCCGUGACGCUGAGCGACCUGAUGCUGGCCCGCCGUCCCGACGUGCAGACUCGCGGCCCACUGAUACCAUCGCCAUUCCGGCCGAGCGUGCUGGCUUUAUCAUUGGCAAAGGUGGUGAGACUAUCCGUUCCAUUCAGGAUCAGACGGGCGUGCACCUUGAACUGGAUCGCAAUUCAGAGGCUGGAAACGAAAAGAUCUUUAUCAUCCGCGGCAACCCAGACCAAAUCGAACACUGCAAGAUGGUGAUUCGUGACAUGCUGGCUCGACGCGAGUCAGGCCCAGGUGGACCUCGUGGAGGCCCACACAGGUCAUCCUAUGGAGGCCCCCCGCCAGGCUACUUCCCACCUGGUGGCCCACCACCAGGUCCAGGUGGAUACCCUGGAUACAACAUGUAUCCGGGCCCGCCCCGCCCCGGCUUUGGUGGCCCACCCCCACCUGGCGGUCCUGGCGGAGCACCUCCACCACCAAGCUCUGGAGGGCCACCGACCGAGGGUGCAGCGCCUGCUGAUCAAGCCACCGCCGCGCCUGGAGCACACUCCGAGGCAUCGUCGAACACUGCUGCCGCCCAACAGCAACCGCCACCCCCACAGCAACAGUAUCACCAACAUCCGCCGCCACAACAAAACUACCCGUCCCACUACCAGCAACCGCCACCGCAGCAGUAUGGCUACCAAGCACAACCGCAGUAUGGUGCUCCGGCACCAGGUUACCCAACCCAUGAGCAAUACAUGCAAUACAAGGACUGGUAUAACGCUCAGGGCUAUUAUGGCGUGCCACCCACGGGUUAUGCUGCUCCGCAAGCAGCGACUGCUACCACGACUGUCGAUGCUAACGCCGCCGCCGCUGCUGCUGCCGCAUGGGCUGCGCAGCGUCAGGCGCAGCAACAAGCACAGGCGCAAGCUCAGCAGCAAAGUCAACCCCCUGCGUCUGACGCAGCCGGAAGCAGCGCAAGCGCCUAAGUUGCGGCCUUUCAUGUUUCCAGCGUGUUGUCUCUAUUGACUUCAAGAGGCCUUAUAACUCGUCUGCACUCGCCACACGAGCUUUGAUGCCUCGGCGCCGACUCGGCGCUCUGUUUGUUGUUUGUGUGCUUGUUCUUCCUUUAUGUCUUUAUCUCCUACUACGUUUGAAUGAACCCACUAGAAGCACAACAACUGCCUCACACAACGUGUAAAAGGAAUUGUCGUUGCUCCCUCUUAAUUUGACCAAUCAUAUCCUC